CUUUUCUAAAUAAUUUUUGUGCUGUGUACACGUGUUCUCCACAAUGGCACCCACUGGAAAUGCUAAAAAGGUCGCCAAGACGGCCAAAAAGGGCAAGAAGCAUCCCGUCAAUACGCUCUUGAAGGGUGGUGUGCUGCGUUACUCCAAGGCUCAGAUGUACAAGCGCCGCGCGCUCUACCGCCUGAAGGACAAGAAGCACCCCGUUGUGCAAAAGACCAAGGUGCCCAUCAAGAAGGUGAAGAAGAUCGGUGGCCCCAAGAACGGUGGUGAGCGUACCGUCUAUCUGCGCAAGCCAAAGGCCAACUUCCCAACCAAGACCUUCAUCAAGAAGCGUCCCGGCAAGGCCAACUACAGCGAGCACAAGCGCACCACGCGUCACAACCUGAAGCCAGGUACCGUGCUCAUUCUGCUGGCUGGCCGUCACCAGGGCAAGCGUGUUGUGCUGCUGAAGUCCCUCAACUCCGGUCUGUUGCUGGUAACUGGUCCAUUCGCCCUCAACUCCUGCCCACUGCGUCGCGUGUCCCAGCGCUACGUUAUUGGAACCUCCUCUCGCGUGGAUUUGGGCGCAUACAAGGUGCCCGAGCAUCUGAAUGACGCUUACUUCCGCCGCUUGAAGGCCAAGAAGGAGAAGAAGUCGGGUGAGGCUGACAUCUUCGCUGCCAAGAAGGAGCGCUUCGUGCCCAACGAGCAGCGCAAGAAGGACCAGAAGGAAGUCGACAGCGCUCUGCUGAAGCUGAUCAAGGCCCAUCCUGAUGGCAAAUUCUUCAAGAAGUACUUGCAGAACAUGUUCGCACUGCACUCCUCCCAAUUUCCACACCGCAUGCGCUGGUAAAGAACAAUAAAAGGAAGCAACUUCAGUUUAAGGAUUUUUAAAUACUUUGUACAAGCCCCGCUGAUUACAAACAAUUUGUAAAAAUAAACAUUACAAAACGGAUCUUUGUGUCGAGGUAUGAGGAAA
Messenger RNA from Drosophila busckii, 958 nucleotides. RefSeq names its product 60S ribosomal protein L6 (gene RpL6). The record is from RefSeq and is a predicted model, not a curated record. Gene Ontology annotation, cellular component: ribosome; cytosolic large ribosomal subunit. Bases 44 to 832 code for a protein of 262 amino acids. The transcript has 2 exons. NCBI's taxonomy places the organism in Eukaryota, Metazoa, Arthropoda, Insecta, Diptera, Drosophilidae. Gene Ontology annotation, biological process: cytoplasmic translation; ribosomal large subunit assembly. Gene Ontology annotation, molecular function: structural constituent of ribosome; RNA binding.